Miscanthus lutarioriparius is the source of this 696-nucleotide messenger RNA. Lineage: Eukaryota; Viridiplantae; Streptophyta; Magnoliopsida; Poales; Poaceae. The record is from the annotation of a GenBank genome assembly.
AUGGGGAGCAGACUUGAGUAUGUGCGAAGCACACCAUCGUUGGCUGAGUGGCGGCCGCGGUUGCCGGAACUGGUAAAGUGGCUCGAGGAGACCUUGAAUACAAAAUUUCCAAACAAGAAUGACUACUACAAUAUGAUGAAGGGACCAGUUGAGCCACAAUUGCAGCCACUGAGUGCUCAGAAUCAACAAACCCCACAGAUGUUUGGGCAGGCAGCGCAGAUAAAUCAGGUCUCUGGCAGUGGUGUCGUUGUUGGUUUUGGUGGCGCUGACGAGAUCCUGCAGCACCAGCUGAUGCAGCCAUCUUCGAGUAUAGGAAAGAAACAGACGUCAGCUGAGUGGAGGAAGCGGUUGCCAGAACUGGCAAAUCGGCUUGAGGAGAUCUUGUACAGAACAUUCCCAAACAAGAAUGACUACUACAAUAUGACGAAGGGACCAAUUGAGCCACAUUUGCAGUUUGCUAUUAGGACACUGAGCGCUCAGAAUCAACAAAACCCACAGAUGUCUGGGCAGGCAGCGCAGAUGAAUCAGGUCUCUGGCAGCGGGGUCGUUGUUGGUGUUGGCGGCGCCGAUGGGAUCCUGCCGCACCAGCUGAUGCAGGAUAUGGCAGCCAUGUCAGGAACGGACCAGCAAUUUGUCAUGCUACAAACUGCUAUGCGCGAAAAAUGCCAUGAGUUACAUUUGACUUUGACUAAGUAA